CUGUUCCAAAACACCACGCAUCAUGAAUUUCACCUAUGAACAUCUCAACAUGUCUGUAACAGACAAGAAAACAGAAUAUGACAAUUGUUCCUUAUUAUGUGGGAGGUCGGGGUCCGUUGUUGCUCGAGUAAAUGACAGUACUCUUCAACAGCGUCAGUUUGAUAAAAUACAAAAUGUGAAGCUAUGGGUAAAUAACUCUGACAGCCAUGUAAUGUCAAGGCGGUGCCAUAUAUCGAACCAUGAAUACAUGUUAGAGAUGAGUAAUUGCAGUCGAAAGUUUAAAUGUCUUUGCCAGAAAGAAGGUUACAGCGCAGGAUCUGAAGAAAACAAAACUAAUCCAAAUAAAAAUAACAUAUCAGAAUUUAGCUGGGUCGUAGGUGGUGACAGGCAGUUCUUUGUCUACAACGUUAACCUAACUUUUCGAAACGCUGCUGAAAACUGCAAGAAGCUUGAGGCUGCAAUCGUCUCUUUUUCUAACCCUAGCGAGUACAUAUUGUUACCAAGGAACAAACCUCUAAGAGGAAAAUAUUGGGUUGGAGAAUGUUCAAAGCCUACAAACAACAAGUGUCUGACGUUAGAGGUCGUUGAGGUCGGAGGUCAUACAUCCCUCUAUUCCACAUUGUCUGAGGUGAAACAAUACAGUAUAUGUAGCCGGGUCGCCAAUGCAUCGGAAGUCUUGAACCAUCCUUCUUUUGUUAAAAUGAUUAAAAAUAUGACCAUCGAUACUCACCAGACGACAAAAAUGGCGCGAAAAUUAAAUUGCGCGCGAGAUGAAAGAACCUCAGCGAAAGCCAUCGGAGCUAUCGUCGGAACAGGUGUUAUUGCAGUCGUCGGAAGUUUGUUAGUUUUAAGUGACAUACGACGCAUAUAUUAUUUCAUUGUCAGACGGAUGUAAGUUCAGGACCCGGUUGGAGUAUUUAGACAUGACGGGACGGCAAAUAUUUUUUUUUCAAUAUUCAUGUACCAUUGAUGAAG
Messenger RNA from Ruditapes philippinarum (Manila clam), 975 nucleotides. RefSeq lists its product as uncharacterized. The transcript has 3 exons. Bases 23 to 895 code for a protein of 290 amino acids. The record is from RefSeq and is a predicted model, not a curated record. Lineage: Eukaryota; Metazoa; Mollusca; Bivalvia; Venerida; Veneridae.